Messenger RNA from Thecamonas trahens ATCC 50062, 1103 nucleotides. RefSeq names its product alpha/beta fold family Hydrolase. NCBI's taxonomy places the organism in Eukaryota, Apusomonadida, Apusomonadidae. Gene Ontology annotation, molecular function: hydrolase activity. The record is from RefSeq and is a predicted model, not a curated record. The transcript has a single exon. Bases 24 to 1061 code for a protein of 345 amino acids.
GCAAAGCGUUUGAGAACGAGAGAAUGAUGAAGCGGAUUGUCAAGCUUGUGGUCCGGCUUUGGCUCUGGCUCGCGCUGUUUGUGCUCCAUGCGCCGCGGCGGGUGGAACACGCACUCCGCAAGGUGCUGGGCCUGGGUGGCGGCGGAGCGGUUCACGAAGGAACAAGCAACCGGGCGCGGCCUGCCGAGCUGGACGAUCCGGUGUACGGCGAGCACGUGACGUCGCGGCGCGGGCUGCACUACGUCAAGGCCGGCGAUGACGAUGCGCCGGUGGCGCUGAUGCUCCACGGCUUCCCCGAGUUCUGGUUUGGGUGGCGGAAGCAGAUUGUGGCGCUGAAGGAGCAGUACCAGACGGUGGCGGUGGACAUGCGCGGGUACAACCUGUCGGUCAAGCCGACGGACGUUUCGGCGUAUGGGAUCGAUGCGCUGGUGAGCGACGUGGCCACUUUUAUCGAAGAAGAGCUGGCCGGGCGGAAGGUUGUCCUUGUUGCGCACGACUGGGGCGGCGUCGUCGCCUGGUUCUUUGCCUAUGCGCAUCCGGAGCUCAUCGAUCGGCUCGUCAUUCUCAACGCACCGCACCCGCGUAGCUUUGUCGUCAAUGCUGACUGGGCACAGAUCAAGAUGAGCUGGUACAUUGGGUUCUUCCAGCUCCCGUACUUGCCAGAGCUGCUGUUGAGUCAGCGCAACUACAAGGGUGUGACGGGCGCGUUCACCUCGCGGACCAUGGGCUACCAGAAGCGCGACGAGCUCAACGACGCGCACCUCGAUGCCUACCGCUACGCAGUCUCGCACCCAGGCGCGCUCGAGUCGAUGAUCAACUACUACCGCCAGAUUCUGGCGGUGCCGUCGCCGCGGCUGCGCGAGGCGCUGCGCGCUCCGCUGCAGAUCCCGGUCCUCAUCAUCUGGGGCACCGAGGACAAGGCGCUCGGGACCCAGCUCCUCGCCGGCAUCGAGCGCUACGUCAAGGACGUCCGCAUCGAGCUCAUCGACGGUGCCUCGCACUGGGUCCAAGUCGAUGCCGCCGACCGCGUCAACGAGCUCAUCCUCGGCUUUGCAUCGUGACCGUGACCGGCGUUGUUGCUAGUAAAAGGCGUGUAGGCAGGG